Pezoporus flaviventris is the source of this 835-nucleotide messenger RNA. RefSeq names its product calcium voltage-gated channel auxiliary subunit gamma 7 (gene CACNG7). Lineage: Eukaryota; Metazoa; Chordata; Aves; Psittaciformes; Psittacidae. Gene Ontology annotation, cellular component: postsynaptic density membrane; AMPA glutamate receptor complex. The record is from RefSeq and is a predicted model, not a curated record. Gene Ontology annotation, biological process: regulation of AMPA receptor activity; neurotransmitter receptor transport, postsynaptic endosome to lysosome; positive regulation of synaptic transmission, glutamatergic. Gene Ontology annotation, molecular function: channel regulator activity; voltage-gated calcium channel activity. Bases 8 to 835 code for a protein of 275 amino acids. The transcript is spliced from 5 exons.
GGCCAGGAUGAGCUCGUGCAGCAGCCGGGCGCUGACGCUGCUGAGCAGCGUGUUCGGGGCCUGCGGGCUGCUGCUGGUGGGCAUCGCGGUGAGCACCGACCAUUGGCUCUACAUGGAGGAGGGGGUGGUGCUGCCCCAGAACCAGAGCACCGAGGUGCGGAUGGCGCUGCACGCGGGGCUCUGGAGGGUCUGCUUCUUCGCCGGGCGGGAGAAGGGUCGCUGCGUCGCCUCCGAGUAUUUCCUGGAGCCCGAAAUCAACCUCGUGACGGAGAACACGGAAAACAUCCUCAAGACGGUGCGCUCGGCCACGCCGUUCCCCAUGGUCAGCCUCUUCCUCGUCUUCACGGCCUUCGUCAUCAGCAACGUGGGGCACAUCCGGCCCCAGCGCACGCUGCUCGCCUUCGUCUCGGGCAUCUUCUUCAUCCUCUCGGGGCUGUCGCUGGUGGUGGGGCUCGUUCUCUACAUCUCGAGCAUCAACGACGAGGUCAUGAACCGCCCCGGCGGCUCCGAGCUCUUCUUCCGGUACCGCUAUGGCUGGUCCUUCGCCUUCGCCGCCUCCUCCUUCCUGCUCAAGGAGGGUGCGGGUGUGAUGUCCCUGUACCUCUUCACGAAGCGCUUCGCGGAGGAGGACCCGUUCCGCGCGCCGCCCGCGCUGCUCCGCCCGCGCCUGAGCGCAUGCUCGGGGCUGUCGGGGCAGUUCCUGCAGCCGCGCGCCUGGCCCCGCCCCCGCAGCCCCUCCGAGGCCUCCUCCGACGUCUCCAUCCGGAUGACCCAGAGUUACCCCCCCGCCAUCAAGUACCCGCCCCGGGCGCGGCUCAGCACCUCCCCCUGCUGA